AUGGCGAGCGCAGCGGCGGCCCGCGAGGCCCAGGGGGCCGAAGCCCCGCGCCCGUCGGCGCCCCCGGCCGAGCCCGCCGAGCCCCCCGCCGCGCCCCGCGUGCGCCCGCGCCUCGUCUUCCGCGCGCAGCUGGCGCACGGCAGCCCCACGGGCAAGAUCGAGGGGUUCACCAACGUCCGCGAGCUCUACGCCAAGAUCGCCGAGGCCUUCGGGAUCGCGCCCACCGAGAUUUUGUUCUGUACCUUGAAUAGCCACAAGGUGGACAUGCAGAAGCUUCUGGGCGGCCAGAUAGGUUUGGAGGAUUUCAUCUUCGCGCACGUGCGCGGCGAGACCAAGGAGGUGGAGGUGACCAAGACUGAGGACGCGCUGGGCCUGACCAUCACAGACAACGGGGCAGGCUACGCCUUCAUCAAGAGGAUCAAAGAGGGCAGCAUCAUCAACCGCAUCGAGGCAGUUUGCGUGGGGGACACCAUUGAGGCCAUCAACGACCACUCGAUCGUGGGCUGCCGCCACUACGAGGUGGCCAAGAUGCUGCGGGAACUGCCCAAGUCGGAGCCCUUCACGUUGCGCCUGGUGCAGCCCAAAAGGGCUUUCGAUCUGAUCAGUCAGAGGAGCCGAAGCGGCAAGUGCUCCAUGGAAGGCAAAGUGAGCAGUGGUAGAGCGACCCUGCGCCUGCGCUCUGGGGGGCCCGCAACCGUGGAGGAGGUGCCCAGCGAGUUCGAGGAGGAGGCGUCUCGGAAGGUGGACGAUCUCCUAGAGAGUUACAUGGGCAUCCGGGACCCGGAGCUGGCGUCCACCAUGGUGGAGAUGUCCAAGAAGACCGCGGGCGUCCAGGACUUUGCGCGCAGCCUAGACGCCGUCGUGGGCGAGUUCGCCUUCCCGGACGAGUUUGUGGUGGAGGUGUGGGCCGCCAUCGGCGAGGCCCGGGACGCCUGUGGCUAG
Messenger RNA from Sorex fumeus (smoky shrew), 942 nucleotides. It is a transcript of the gene GIPC3, whose product is annotated as GIPC PDZ domain containing family member 3. Gene Ontology annotation, molecular function: protein binding. The transcript is spliced from 6 exons. Bases 1 to 942 code for a protein of 313 amino acids. The record is from RefSeq and is a predicted model, not a curated record. Lineage: Eukaryota; Metazoa; Chordata; Mammalia; Eulipotyphla; Soricidae.